AUGGAAAACUCGAGGAAAGUUGAGGCGAAUUCGCGAGCUAAAGUAGAUCUAUUUGGCAAUCGAGUCCGAUUUGUUGUGCUCAUACUACUAUUAGUCUGUCUUGCUUCGCUGUGGUCUAAUGUAUUAACAUUUAAUAUCGCUGUGUUAUGUAUGCACCCACAUAGAUAUUUGAAUGGAAGUAUAACUUCAUUAGAGUUAAAAUUGGCUCAAGAAAGUGACGAUAAGCAUGAUUUUGAUGAUCCGCAUGUCAUUGGACUUUUUCAAAAACGAAUUAUUUGGUAUACGCCUGGUGAUAAAAGUUUAUUAAUUGCUGCUGUGGCCAUUGGAGCCUUAAUUGGUAAUUUUCCAAUAGUUUGGUUAAUUGGACACUAUGGAAUUCGAAUGACAUUCGGUAUAUUAGGCAUAAUCUCCGCAAUUUCUACUCUAAUGAUACCAGCUGCCGCUCGUUUGGGAUUGAUGUGUUUUCUUGCUAUCCGAGUUUUAAAUGGAAUUACUUUUGCUGCAAAUUUUUCUGUAGUUGGUUCGUUUACGAAUAAAUGGACUUAUUAUAAACAGAACGGAUUGUUCGUAUCGGCUUUAGUAGCACAUUUUCAAUUAGCACCAGCUUUAACAAUGCCAGUUGGUGGUUUCUUAUGUACAGAAUAUGGAUGGCCAUCGGUUUAUUAUUGUCAUGGAGCAAUUUCGCUUAUUUUAUUUUCGUUAUUUAUUGGAGCUUAUCGAAAUUCACCAGAUAAACAUCCAUUUGUUAGUGAUAACGAAAGGAAUAAAAUAGCUCUUGGAAAAGAUUUUGUUACUAAAAGCGAGCAACGACAAGUACCAUAUUUAAAAAUACUAAAAAGUACUGAGGUAUGGGCAAUAUGGAUUGCUGCAUUUGGCAAUUCCUUGUGCAGUAAUUUAAUGUUUCUUUAUUCGCCAACAUAUUUACACACCGUAGUGGAUUUUGAAGUCGAACAUACUGGUAUCAAUGCUGCUUUUCCACCGUUAUUACAAUUUAUCAUAAAGAUUGCUACUGGUUUUGCCAGCGAUAAAUUAAGAUUUAUCCAUGAGUCAACCAAAUUAAAGAUAUUUAAUUCAAUAGCAUUUUUCGGAAGUGCAGCCAGUUUAAUAGCUUUGGGUCUGAUGAAUCCAGAAUACAAAUUAAUUUGUGUUAGUUUGCUUGCUUUAUCAAUUGGAUUUCUUGGAUUUGCGACUGGAGGAUUUUACAAAUCUGGCCCUCUUAUUGCCAGACAUUAUGCGGGAUUUGUUACUGGCAAUUUAUCAUUGGCUGUUACAUUAACGAUGUUACUGGUGCCACUUCUUGUGUCAUAUGUUGCGCCUGAUAAUUCUCCAGAACAAUGGAGACAAGUAUUUUCGAUAUGUGCUGCUGUUCUCAUAAUAACAAAUAUAAUAUUCGUUAUAUUCGGUUCAGCGAAAUUAUCUUCUUGGGCAAUAUCCCAGUCAGCAAUGCAAUCGCAGAUGAAUUCAACACGCUAUACAAAUCGUAAUAGCAGUAAUGAUAAGGGUGAUAAUGAUAAAUAA
This is a messenger RNA of Dracunculus medinensis (Guinea worm), 1518 nucleotides long. The record is from the annotation of a GenBank genome assembly. Lineage: Eukaryota; Metazoa; Nematoda; Chromadorea; Rhabditida; Dracunculidae.